Ambispora leptoticha is the source of this 1689-nucleotide messenger RNA. The record is from the annotation of a GenBank genome assembly. NCBI's taxonomy places the organism in Eukaryota, Fungi, Glomeromycota, Glomeromycetes, Archaeosporales, Ambisporaceae.
AUGACAACUUCUUGCAGUAAUAUCCGUGUGGUAGUCGGUAUUGAUUUUGGAACAACGUUUUCGGAGAAUUUAGGAUUCGCGUAUGCUAACGUGGCGAAUCCCGAAAAAAUUGAAACAAAUGAUAUAUGGCCUUCUAAGACGGGUGAAAAUAAAACAAACACAGUGAUUCGAUACGAUGAAAAAUUUGAAUUGAUUCAGUGGGGUUUACCAGCAUUAGCUGAGAGAACGAGCAAAAAAGACAAAAACUCAACAUCUAAUAGCUCCCAUAAAAUUGCUGAAUUAUUUAAAUUACAUCUCGGGAAAAUAUCUUAUGAAAAUAAACCACCAUUACCCUCAGGCUUAGAUCCUAAAAAAGCAGUCACUGAUUAUUUGCGAGAAAUGGGAAAGCUCAUGAAAAGCACAAUAUCUGCUCGGUGGCCAGGAUUAAUUUAUUAUCAACACGUUCGCAUCGUUCUCACUGUACCGGUUGAAUAUGACGAAAAAAUUCGUUUUAUCAUGCGACAAUGUGCCUACGAUGCUGAACUUAUACUUACACUUGAAUCAGAAAAUUUGGAAUUCACGACAGAGCCUGAAGCUGCUGCGAUUUACUGCCUCGGAAAUUUGAACGAACAUCCAUUGAAAGUUGGAGAUUCCUUUUUAGUGGUAGAUUGUGGCGGCGGUACGAUCGAUUUGACAAUUCGUACCCUACUCCCCAAUUCCAGACUAAGUGAAUUAACUGAAAGUACCGGAGAUUUCUGCGGCUCCACAUAUAUUGAUAAAGAAUUUAAAAAGUUUCUAGGCGCUAAAAUCGGAAAAUCAGCUCUCAAAUUGGUAGAAGAGAAACAUUAUCCUAAGCUACAAUAUUUGAUUCAAGAUUUCUGCGCGAAUAUAAAACUUCCAUUCGAUGGUGAUGAAAAAAACUGGCAAGAUAAAGAAAUUGAUAUUGAAGAAAUUUGUCCCGUUAUUAUGCAAUAUGUCAAAGGCGAGGAAAGAGAAGAGUUAGAAGGAUGUGAAUGGGUUAUUACAUUAGACUUUCGGACAGUUAAAUAUUUCUUUGAUAAAGUCAUCGGAAACAUUUUAAGGCUAAUUCGUGAACAACUGGCCAAUUCGGAAAAGACUAUUGCUGCAAUUUUUAUGGUUGGCGGGUUUUCUGAAUCCAAGUACUUGUUACAGCGUGUCCGACAGGAAUUUAAUCGCCAAGUUCCGUAUAUUUCAGUCCCGUCUUAUCCAGUCACCAGUGUUAUUAAGGGUGCUGUUAUAUAUGGUCUGAAAAUGGAUACAAUUAAAACACGUGUACUCAAAAAAGCUUACGGGAUCGAGCUUUACCGCGAUUGGACCCCUGAUGAUCCAAUCGAAAAAAUGGACGUUCUAAAUGAUCAAAAGAAGAUUUUAGCUUUCAAAAAAUUAGCUGAAAAAGGGACGGAAGUUGACGUAGACCAAGAAUUCAAAAAUACGUCUUGGCCAACCUUUGCAGAUCAGAAAGUUUCAUCUUUUAAAAUAUACACUACUAGUAAGAACGAUGCAAAAUAUUGCAACGAACCAGAAAUGAACUUAUUUGGAAGACUUGGCUUGGAAUUGCCUGAUGUUAACCUUGGCCUCGAUCGUCCAGUCGAGUUUACCUUGACUUUUGGUAAAAUGGAAACACGUGCUUUUGCACGAAGCCUCAAAUCGGGAACGACUGCUAAGGCAAGCUUUAGGCUAGAAUUAUAA